Messenger RNA from Acanthochromis polyacanthus (spiny chromis), 3357 nucleotides. RefSeq names its product solute carrier family 6 member 8 (gene slc6a8). Gene Ontology annotation, cellular component: membrane. The coding region runs from base 1089 to 3077 and encodes 662 amino acids. The transcript has 13 exons. Gene Ontology annotation, biological process: sodium ion transmembrane transport. The record is from RefSeq and is a predicted model, not a curated record. NCBI's taxonomy places the organism in Eukaryota, Metazoa, Chordata, Actinopteri, Pomacentridae.
GGGGGCGUGGCUGUGCGUGUGACGUCACUCCAGGCGGCCGCUGCUCCCUUUAAAGCCGCUGGACGCAGAACGAACAGAAGACAGACUAACGGACGGACCGACUAAAGGACAGACCGACAGACCGACCGCAGCGGGACCUUAAAUACCGGCAGCUCACCGGGACUCUGCUAGCUCUGACGCCGGGACUCGGACCUUCUCUCCUGGAUGGAGCAGCAGCGGCUUCUCCUCAGCCUCCACCGGCCGCCUGCCGCCUGCCGCCAAGACUGACGCUCCGCUCCGUUUCCUCUCUCUCCGGUGUAACGAGAGAAUCACGGUGAGAAUCGGUGCCCGGUCUCCGUCCCCCAGCAGGCCUCCGUCUCCUCCGUGACUCCAUGCGAUUCUUCAGACUCACAUUCAAGUGUUUCGUGGAUUGUUUUUGAAGGUCGCGCUCCGGUGCUCGGUGUUUCUCCGUUUUUAUUUUUUUAUUUCCACCGUUUUUAUUUUCAGAAUUUUCCCGGUUCGGAGAGAGAAAUGUCUCCGGAUUAUUCCUAAACUCUGGAUUUGUUUUUUCUGCCUUUUUAAAAAUUAAUUUAAAUGAAUCAGAAUUUAUUCUCUGGAGUGAAAAAAACCCCAAAAGAACCUGAAGAACUGAAAUUAGAACCUGAGAGACCUGAAGGUUCUGAGGAGAAAGUGAAGAAACGAACCCAGAACACAAGAAGCUGAACUUUAAAGGACAGACAGGGACUGGUUCUGGAUGGUUCUGUACUGGUAACUGGUUGGCUCUGAAGCAUUAACAAGAAACGAACUUGCAGGAAUUUAAGGGAGUUUAGACAGACUGAGAAACUGGGACCCUUGGACUGGUUCUUGACUGGUUACUGGUUGGUUCUGGACGGAUUCCUGACAGGUUCUGGAGACGUAACGAGAAACAAAUUUGCAGGAAUUUAAGAGGGUUUAGACGGACCGAAAGCUUGAGACCCAUAAAGACUGACUGGUUCCUGACUAGUGACUGGUUCCCAACUGGUUCAAGACUUGCAGUUGACUGGUUCUUCCCUGGUUCCUGCUGGUUCCUGCUGGUUCUUUGCUGGUUCCAGGUUCUGGACAGGUUCCUGAUGGAGAAACAGGCUCUUCCGGCGUCUUCCUGCUCGCUGGUUCUCCUGGAGGAGACCAAGAAAAAUUCUCUCCUCCUGACCAACGGCGGGGCCUACCCUCCAGCGGCGGCUAACGGCGGCAUGGUGGCGGGUUCCGGUGGCGUCGUGGUCGGUGGCGCCGGACCGGACAAGAAAGGGGGCGUUGCCGCGGGGGUGGGGGCGGGGCCUGGCUACCAGGAGCGCGAAACAUGGACCCGGCAGAUGGACUUCAUCAUGUCCUGCGUGGGAUUCGCUGUCGGACUCGGAAACGUGUGGAGGUUCCCCUACCUGUGUUACAAGAACGGAGGAGGCGUCUUCCUGAUCCCCUACCUGCUGAUCGUGUUCGUUGGAGGAAUCCCCAUCUUCUUCCUGGAGAUCGCUCUGGGUCAGUUCAUGAAGGCCGGAAGCAUCAACGUGUGGAACAUCGCUCCGCUGUUUAAAGGUCUGGGCUACGCCUCCAUGGUCAUCGUGUUCUUCUGUAACACCUACUACAUCAUGGUUCUGGCCUGGGGCUUCUACUACCUGAUCAAGUCCUUCACCUCCACGCUGCCCUGGUCCACCUGCGACAACGACUGGAACACGGACAGCUGCAUCGAGAUCUUCCACCACCAGGACUGUAAGAACGCCAGCCUGGCCAACACCACGGUGGGCGACAGCAACAUGACGUGCUCUGAGCUGGCCGACGGACGCUCGCCCAUCAUCGAGUUCUGGGAGAACAAAGUUCUGGACAUCUCGUCUGGUCUGGACGAACCUGGAAACCUGAACUGGGAGCUGAUGCUGUGUCUGAUGGCCGUCUGGGUUCUGGUUUAUUUCUGCGUCUGGAAGGGAGUCAAAUCCACCGGGAAGAUCGUGUACUUCACAGCGACCUUCCCCUAUGUGGUCCUCAUCAUCCUGCUGGUCCGCGGAGUCACGCUUCCUGGAGCCUACGACGGCAUCAUGUACUACGUCAAACCUGAUUGGUCCAAACUGGGGGAGGCUCAGGUUUGGAUCGACGCUGGAACUCAGAUCUUCUUCUCGUAUGCCAUUGGCCUCGGAGCUCUGACUGCUCUGGGCAGCUACAACCGCUUCAACAACGACUGCUACAAAGACGCCUUCGUCUUGGCUCUCAUCAACAGUGGAACCAGUUUUUUUGCUGGUUUCGUCGUGUUUUCCAUCCUGGGCUUCAUGGCUGCUGAGCAGGGAGUCGACAUCUCACAGGUCGCCGAAUCAGGUCCAGGUCUGGCCUUCAUUGCGUAUCCGAAGGCGGUCAGUCUGAUGCCGGUGGCUCCGCUGUGGGCGGCGUUGUUCUUCUUCAUGCUGCUGCUGCUCGGACUGGACAGUCAGUUUGUCGGCGUCGAGGGUUUCGUCACUGGAAUUCUGGAUCUGUUUCCUGGUAAAUACUACCACCGCUACAAAAGGGAGAUCGCUGUGGCGAUCUGCUGUUUGCUGUGCUUCAUUAUUGACCUCUCCAUGGUGACACAGGGAGGAAUGUACGUCUUCCAACUGUUUGACUACUACUCGGCCAGUGGAAUGACUCUGUUGUGGCAAGCAUUCUGGGAAUGCAUAGUAGUUGCCUGGGUCUACGGUGCUGACCGCUUCAUGGAUGACGUAGCUCGUAUGAUUGGCUACCGACCGUUCCCCUGGAUGAAGUGGUGCUGGUCCUUCAUAACUCCAUGUGUUUGCAUGGGCAUCUUUCUGUUCCACCUGGUCAACUACAAGCCGCUGACCUACAACAACGACUACGUCUAUCCGUGGUGGGGGGAGGUGAUCGGCUGGUGUCUGGCUCUGUCUUCCAUGCUCUGCAUUCCCGUCAGCCUUCUCUACAAACUUUUCAGAGCCAAGGGAACCUUCAAGGAGCGCUGGGCUCACCUGACCACACCUGUGUGGGGCGCCCAUCACCUGGAGUACAUGGCCCCCGACAUCAAGUCUCUGAGCUCCAUGUCUCCCGGCACCGAUGACAACAAGGUCAUCAUCUUCGAGAGUGUCAUGUAGGCUGGACUCCAUCCAUCCCACCUCCGACACCACCAGGCUCCACUGAUUGGUUUAUCGUCACCAGGGCGACCAAAGCUGCGGAUGUGUUUAUACCUGUUGAAGAAAAAUAUGGAGUAAAGGGAUGAGGUGGCUCCUCCAGAACGACGAAUGCUUCCUUCUUCCCGCAAGAUUUGUGAUUAAACCUGCAGAUUUCUGGGUUCUUUAAAUGUACAGUGCUUCGAUUUUCUCUAAAUGGAAAUCUUAUCGACUAAUUAAAAGAUUUAAUGUGAUUAAUCCUAAA